AUGACGUCAAGACAUUUGACCAAUCACGUAACCGAAUCAAACCAAUCAAAUACCAUCAUGUCAGCACCUGGUGAAUCGUCGUCGUCCGCCAAGUCAUGUUAUAACAACAAAGGAAUUGUUACCUAUAAGUGCUUGAAAAAACUGCUUGCUGAGAACGAUAUUCAACUCUUUGACGUGCGAACUCGACAGGAAGUGGCGGCGGGGAAAAUUCCUGGAGCUACCAAUAUACCACUAGACGAGCUUCAAGAGGCAUUGAGCCUGUCACCAGAUGAAUUUCAAAAGAAAUAUAACGUACGAAAACCGGGGCUUGAUGACGGGAAUAUUACAGUCCAUUGUAGAUCCGGUAUGCGCGCAGACUCAGCUAUCCAGAUCUUUAACAAUCUGGGCUACAAAAGAUAUUUUAGGGCGCAUAAUUUUACCGGUGGAUGGACUGAAUGGCAAAAAGCUAUGGAAGCUGACAUGGCCGCUGCGAAUGAGUGAAAACUUUCCGAGGAAAUUAUCGAGUAUUUGACGAUAAAAAAUCCAUGUUUAUAAAACUGUAAACUUGUCGAGAGCAUUAAUUUAGUUUUCCAUGGAAU
Molecule: messenger RNA, 578 nt
Organism: Actinia tenebrosa (Australian red waratah sea anemone)
Lineage: Eukaryota; Metazoa; Cnidaria; Anthozoa; Actiniaria; Actiniidae
Product: thiosulfate:glutathione sulfurtransferase-like
Source: RefSeq, a predicted model, not a curated record